Messenger RNA from Trichechus manatus latirostris (Florida manatee), 422 nucleotides. It is a transcript of the gene TOMM7, whose product is annotated as translocase of outer mitochondrial membrane 7. The record is from RefSeq and is a predicted model, not a curated record. The transcript is spliced from 3 exons. Gene Ontology annotation, cellular component: mitochondrial outer membrane translocase complex. The coding region runs from base 68 to 235 and encodes 55 amino acids. Gene Ontology annotation, biological process: protein import into mitochondrial matrix. NCBI's taxonomy places the organism in Eukaryota, Metazoa, Chordata, Mammalia, Sirenia, Trichechidae.
CACCUCCUCUCCCUUUCGGCUUUCGGACACGGUAACUGCUGUGAGUUGUGCCGCCCGUAUUGUCGACAUGGUGAAGCUGAGCAAAGAGGCCAAGCAAAGGCUGCAGCAGCUCUUCAAGGGCGGCCAGUUUGCAAUCCGCUGGGGUUUCAUCCCUCUCGUGAUUUACCUGGGAUUUAAGAGGGGUGCAGAUCCUGGAAUGCCUGAACCAACCGUUUUGAGCCUACUUUGGGGAUGAAGGACUAUUUGGUCAUCUGGAUUUGGAAGCUAUCAUGGAUAGGAAAGACAUGGAAGGUGUGCACUCUGGCUGGGCUAAGAAAUGGGACAUCGUUGAGACAUUAUCGCCAGUUGGACGUCACAGGGCUCUUCACAGAUGCAUCUUAGCAGAGUGGAACCUUUACUGAGUUACUUAUGAUAGACUGUAU